CAGUUGUGGAUCUGAGAGGGGCCGUUACGCGUGGUGUUGGAGCUCAAGGAAUUGAACUCAGCGAAACAGUGCGUAGGAUGGAAGAGUCUGUUCCCCAAGUUGUUGUUCUUCUUGAAGCUGCGGUUGAGAGGUGUAUUGGUUUCACUGGGGGCUCAGAGGCAGACGAGCUGAUACUUGCAAUAGAUGACACUAUGUUGCAGUAUAUCUCUAUGCUUCAGGAAACACUCAAAUCUUUGAGAGUUGUGUUCGGAGUGGAUGGUACAGGUGAUGGAGUUAGCUCAAAGAAAGAUGGAAGUGCAGAGAAAAGCUCUCGUAAGAUGGACUUGAGUUCAAAUGAGGAGUGGUCCAUUGUUCAGGGAGCUCUUCAAAUACUUACAGUAGCAGAUUGCCUUACGAGCAGGUCUUCUGUAUUUGAAGCUUCUUUGAGAGCCACUCUGGCUAGACUAAACUCCAGCUUGUCUAUUUCACUAUUUGGCACAAAUCUGGAUCAGAACCUGUCACAUUUGACAAGUGAACAAACAGCUGGAGAUUUGUCUAUGGCUGGACGAGCUUCCCUGGAUGUGGCAGCUAUUCGGUUGGUUGAUGUUCCGGAGAAGGCUCGCAAACUCCUAAACCUGUUGGAACAGUCAAAAGAUCCAAGGUUCCACGCACUGCCUUUGGCAUCUCAGAGAGUAGCUGCGUUUGCGGACACAGUGAACGAACUUGUCUAUGACAUCCUCAUAUCAAAAGUCAGGCAAAGACUCGGGGAAGUAUCUCGCCUACCAAUCUGGUCUUCUGUGGAAGAACAAACUGCGUUUGCUCUACCAAACUUCAGCUCAUACCCUCAGGCUUACGUUACAAGCGUUGGAGAAUAUCUCCUGACUUUACCUCAGCAGCUUGAGCCUCUAGCUGAAGGAAUCUCAACCAAUGGUGAUUCAAACAACGAGGACGCACAGUUCUUUGCAACUGAGUGGAUGUUCAAGGUAGCAGAAGGCGCAACGGCUCUGUACAUGGAGCAACUGAGAGGAAUCCAAUACAUUUCAGACCGAGGAGCACAGCAACUGUGUGUAGAUAUAGAGUACUUGAGCAAUGUGCUUGCGGCCUUGUCCAUGCCGAUUCCGCCUGUGCUUGCAACUUUCCAGACGUGUUUGGCUACACCAAGAGAUGAGCUCAAAGAUGUGAUGAAAUCAGACGCUGGUAGUGAACUUGAUUUCCCUACGGCUAAUCUUGUUUGUAAGAUGCGUCGUAUCAGUUUUGAUUAGUCUCUGAACUCUCAAAAACAUGCUUUUGUGCCCUACGAAGAGGACCUGCUAACUAAUUUGUUCGGCUGGCCAUUGUCAUAUUUGUAUUACACAUUUCCAAGUUUUGAUGCUAUCAUAAGACAAGUUUCUUUGUUUUCUUAAUAUAAUGUAAUAAAGUUAUACCCC
Brassica rapa (field mustard) is the source of this 1406-nucleotide messenger RNA. RefSeq names its product conserved oligomeric Golgi complex subunit 7-like. Gene Ontology annotation, biological process: intracellular protein transport; retrograde vesicle-mediated transport, Golgi to endoplasmic reticulum; Golgi organization. The record is from RefSeq and is a predicted model, not a curated record. NCBI's taxonomy places the organism in Eukaryota, Viridiplantae, Streptophyta, Magnoliopsida, Brassicales, Brassicaceae. Gene Ontology annotation, cellular component: COG complex.